Molecule: messenger RNA, 3352 nt
Organism: Parnassius mnemosyne (clouded apollo)
Lineage: Eukaryota; Metazoa; Arthropoda; Insecta; Lepidoptera; Papilionidae
Source: the annotation of a GenBank genome assembly
AGUAACAGUAUUGAAUUGGCGAUACAAGAGAAUACUUCGAAGCGAAAUAACGGCGAAGUGUGUUUUAUUAUUAGUGUGAUUUUAAGUUGUAAUUAGUGUUGUGUAAUUAAAUAGUCAAUUUUGGUAAUUAACUCGGCAGUUUUUAAUUAUCUCGAAUCCCAAGCGAGUAACAAUAUAUAUGUAGCAAGCUAGUGACUACAUUAGGACAAUUACUAUACUCUUUGGACUACAUUCACGGGUAGUGUUUCUAUAUAGUUUGUGACUACAUUUAAUGUACUCUGUGGGUCUGUGGCUUGUAUUGUAUAACUUUGUUUCCAUCUACGCGAAAAAUGGAAAGUAAAGUUAACCACAAUUAGCUCCCGUUUCAUACAUAUAAUUUUUACUAUGGAAGUUGCACCAGACUGCAACUGCAUGCUACAUAUUUCGUAAUCUGUGGAUCACGAAUCGCAUUGGAUUUUUGAUAGUUCCCAGCCGUUUAUUUUCCAUAGCUUGUAAGUAGUGGUAAGUAGUUUGUGCAGGGUUUGUGCGACCUGGUUUUCUUGGUUCUUCCCAGGACAGAGCAUUUUUCCGAACCAGUGUAAUAAGUAAAAAAAAAUACUCAAGAAUUACAUAUGUACGCAAAUCUUUAAAUAAUAUGACGUCAUGGACCUAGAUAAAAGCCUUUUUUCUAGGUUCAUGUAUGACGUAUGAAUAUUCUCGAUAGUCUAUUUUUAUUAAUUUGAAAUUUAUUUUGGUAGCUAACGUGAUUGGACAGUUGUUUCCACAGAACACUAAUACCCUGGUUGUUUCAUGAUAAACCAUUAACUAAAUAAAUUUAUGAUCUUUGAAUUCUCUAUUUUAUAAUUGUAGUUUAAUUAUGAGCUGGUAUACCAAGAAAGAUGUGCUUAAUGACCUUGCUCAUGCCAUGGGAGGCAGAGUAAAAGAUCUUGAGGAGCAGUACAUUUUGGUUGGGGAGCAACCCCCACCUCCCUGCAGAUCUGGUGAAGAAGAUGAUGAUGAAUUAUUAUUACGAUUACAUGGCGCAAUUGGAGGUAAGACAGAUAACGAAUUUGAAAAUGGUCCAGACUUGGCCGGUAUCAAGGAAAUGCUGCGAAUGGUAAUUUUAAUAGUUUUAUCAAUUUUUUACUUUUUUAGUGUAUUUUUAUAAUUUGAAAUUUUAAGAUGUCCUGCGAGCAACUCUCUUAACUAAAAGAGGGUUUGUCUUACUCCUUACGCUUCAGGCGGAUUGACGUUAUUUUCACCAAUCGGUUUACUGUUAGGUAUUAAUAACGACAAUCCAGUCAAGUUAGCAAAUAUUCGACGGUGUUGCACUUCGCAGGUCUGGGUAUUGACUGCCGUAAAUGAGACGGUUAUAGGUAUUUAUUUAUAUGAAGCUGUAAUUUGGCGCGAUUGGCUAUUUCCAUAGUCGCCAAGUAUUGGGGAUGCCACUAAAGCGUAUUUAAUCUAUCUAUACAAAUAAAUAAAAUUGAAGUGUCAAAAUAACAGCUUUUUACUAAUUGCAUAUAAAAGUAUAUAGGGUACCUAUAACAAAAAGAUAAUUUUUAAAAUUUUUGUCUGUCUGUCCGUCUGUAUGUCUAUUUGUUCCGGUUGAUCUCCGAAACGGCUGGACCGAUUUCAACGGGAUUUUCACUGGCAGAUAGCUGAUGUUAUAAGGAGUAACUUAGGCUACUUAUAUUUUAGAAAAAGCAUUAGGGUUCCGCGCUUCAUUAUUAAAAACCCUUAAUUACACGCGGGCGAAGUCGCGGGGAACAGCUAGUUUUAUACUAAAAUUACACAAAAUCAAUUUAUUAUAUAAAAUAACAAUCAUUUUAUUAUAUAAAAUAACAACAUUGAUGAGAAAUAAUAUGUUAACAAAUAGAACUAUUAAUUUUUCGUCACUUUAUACUUAACUUUAGUGUGGAAAAAAAUCAAAUUUAUUAUAUAUUUUAAGAAAUCUAGUUAAACUUAAGGAAAAAAACAUAACCUUUGCUUUUUUUUUCGGACUUCAAAAAAAAGGAGGUACUCAAUUCGACUGUAUUUUAUUUUUACUUGAGGUACCUGAGAACAUUUUUCUAGGUGAACCGACUUCGAUGAUUCUUUUUUUAUUUGAAAGCUGGUACUUCUCAUGUGGUCCCAUAUAAAUUUGAUCAAGAUCUGACCAAUGUUUUUGAGUUAAUUAUUUUAUUUCAAAACUUUAUUGUGGUAACGAAUAAAAAGGUUACAAAGGGCGGACUUAAUGCCAGUUAGCAUUGUCUGCCAGUCAACCCAUGGCGUGGUGAGAAAUUAGUGGCAGGUGACUUAAGUAACUAAAUACAAUAAAUUUAUAUAAAUAUAACACCUACUAAAAUAAGGCUUAUAAAUUACACAAAUGCAUAUGAAUACAAACAAAUACAUAAUAAUCCAUUAUAAUAUUUUUUAACUUUUUAUUCACUUGUUCAAUUGUGGGAACUUUAGUUUUUCAUAAUCAUAAUCAUUUAUUUCGUGGAUCAUAGGUAUUACAUAGAUGUUAGAUACAUUAUUAUAUAAUCAAGUUCAACAAUGUCCUACCCUGUGAGCAUACGAAGUACAAUAUUCAUUUAAGGUACCUAAAAAAAUAACAAAAAAAUGGAACGUAAACAAAACAUUAGUGGAUAUAGAAUUUGAGAAAAGAGUUAAGUAUGUUGGAAAUCUAAUGACGUCAUAAAUAUAUUGAAUAAUAACUAUGUUUUAUUAUGUACAUUUUAAAUAAUGACCUUGCAAUAUUUGAAACAAAUAAAUAGUGACACAUUUCAUUGUUUUUUUUUUUUUUCAUUUAAAAUUAAUUAAUAAAUAGUAUCAAAUAUAAUGUAAUAACAUUUAUAUUUAUGUUAACAUAAUUAUGUUAAGCAAAUUAUUUAUUUAAUGGUUGAUCCUGUGAUUUUUUUUAUAAUUUUAACUAUUGGGUAUAAAAAAGUCAUCACUAAAGAAGUUAUUUAAUUUAUAAAUAGGAUUUGUCUAUUAGGACACAGACAAGCGUUUUUUAAAAGAUUUAACAUUUUUUAUAUCUUUGAUUUUUUUUGGGUAUUUUGUUAUAGUUUUGGCGCCAUGCAAAAUGCGCUUUUGUUAAAUAACACUUUUAUACUUGCAUUUUAUCAUAUCAUCAUCGCAUUUUAUUAUAAAACAAACAUAAAUUUUUCAGGUCUAUUUAUUUACCAUUUUUAUUUACAGGUUGACAAAUACCAAAGUCCUGACAGUGAUGAAAGUGAUAAAACCAGUUUUCAGAAUAAUACCUGUACUAUGAUUACAAUAAGUAAAUUAAAUCCUGAUGUACCAGACUUUGUUCCAAAGAGCAAAAGUACAGUAAAUGUUAAUGUAGAGACGCAUGCAAAUCAAAUAGACGAAUUAAAUUCUAAUG